UUUUCACUGAUAAUAGACAAUCACACCUAAUCACCCGAACCUUCAGAAGCUCGUUUGAUUGUGCAGUUUGUAAAAUUAGGAUAAACGUUACCUGAAGAAUAAGGAAAACACUUACAGAUACAUCACACUUAACUCAAUUCCUGAUAUGAAAGAAAACACUUUCACUCGUGUAAUUCUAAAUUUAAUAAUUGCAAUUGUCUUUAGUUCAAGAUUGAUUUACAGUGUCACGUCUUUAUCUUCAGUCAAUGAAAGAAUCGACCACCCACGAACAGAUAAACACUCAGUGAAAGAACUUCUGAGGGAUUCGUUCAUGACGACACGAGACCUGAUGGGCCAAAAACAACACAACGGGUCGGUACCAGGGCGGCUGCGGCUCCAUGGCGAUAUACGUGCCAUGAGUGCACCUGCCGACGACUACCUGCACAAAUUCACCCACCUCCCAGACGUGUCUGCGAUAUGCUCGAGCACCGGUUUGGUCCUAAGGGUAAAGCGGAUUUUUUACGGUUUUUCCGCCACCCCUGAGGAGUUGACGCUUGGGGAAACCUGCAAAAGUAACAGAGUGCUUGAGCCAGACAACGACCUGCUGUUUAUUUACGCGCUCACGGACUGCCAGAGUGAAAAACAGGUGCUCCCUGAAUAUAUCGUCUACAAAUUUGUGCUUCAUUACGUGCCUCUCUCGGACCGACACUGGUUCUGGUAUCAUCGAGUGAAUGUGGGUGUGGAGUGUCGUUUUGAAAGACCUCAUCAUGUGCACAAUCAAGUGGUAAGACCAACAUGGGCUGUACCAUUGCGCAAAAGCAUCAGGAGUCGCUUGGGUGACUUCCGGAUCCAACUGAUGGACGAUUCGUGGUCUUCUCCAGUGAGAUCUGCUGUUUAUCUGCUGGGUCAAAGGGUGAAUGUCCAGGUUUCAACUCGACAUCAGUACCCUGAUGUUAAACUCUAUAUCAACAGCUGUUAUGUGACUACCACCAAAAAUUUGCACCGAGCCACUAAACACACCAUCAUAGACAACUUUGGUUGUUUUCGAGAAAGCCGAAUAAAUCCAGAUGCUAGAUUCAGGUUUACAAAAGCAGACAACAUUGUUCAGUUCUUCUUUGGUGCUUUUCAGUUUAUUGAAGCUCCAGAUGCCCAGGUCUCACUCCAUUGUGAGCUCUCGGUUUCCGGCGGAGGCCCAACUCCAGUGCAGAAGGCUUGCUUCUACAACCACAUAAAACACAGGUGGAUCUCUGUGUUUGGUCAUGAUUCUGUUUGUGACUGCUGUGACUCAGUCUGUAAUCAAACUAAAUCCAAGAGAUUAAUAUAUGAAGGGUUCGUAAGCAGUGAUCAAGUAGUCUUCACUGAUCCUGUGACUUCUCCUUUCUCACCUCUUGGUUCUUCAACUUUGGACUCCACUCUCUUGGCUCAUAACACAGAUGAUGCUAUCUGGUUUGAAGCCAAGCUGGCCAAAGAUCCCCAAAGGUCACAUACUCACCAGGAUUUUGUUGCUUCUGUCACUUUGAGAUCUUCUGAGGACCAUGCUAAGUCUCACACCAGCAGAGUGGAUCUCAAAGAGGGUGAUGUGGAGAUCUUGAUGGCUACUCGUGAAAGCUUUGUAAAGUCUGAAAGGCCAAAGGUGAAUACAAGGUUGAAAACCAAAGAAACCAUGCCGGAAGUAGACUCCAUGGAGCCUGCUACAUCUUUGGGCUGGCCACAACAUGGGAUGAGAAAGAAUCUGAUGAAGGGGCAGAGUUACUGGCCAAAGGCGGUUUUUGGUAAGGGAAAAGAUUCAAUAAGGAUGACAGGUUUGGUCGAUGAGAUAGUGGAAAGUUCUACAAUGGAUGACUCGAGACUGGGUGAAGAGGAACCACAUGAAGUAAUUCUGUCAUCCUUUAACUCAAAAUAUGGGCAUUUGGGUUUUCCAUCAUAUUCAGAGUCUGAAGAGGAAUCAGAGUUUCAAGUUGGACUGGAUGAGCUGAUGGAGAAGGGUGUUGUGAGAAGUUUAGACACUGCGAAAGACCCAGAAUAUUAUUUUAUUUCAGACAAAUGAUUCAAAGCUUCUUGAACCGUCUUUUUUGUUUUUGUUCUUUUGAGGAAUAAACAAAACUGGGUGACGCUGAACAAUUAAAGUUCAUACUUCAGAAAACGUU
Messenger RNA from Misgurnus anguillicaudatus (oriental weatherfish), 2126 nucleotides. RefSeq lists its product as uncharacterized. The record is from RefSeq and is a predicted model, not a curated record. Gene Ontology annotation, cellular component: extracellular matrix. Gene Ontology annotation, biological process: positive regulation of acrosome reaction; binding of sperm to zona pellucida; egg coat formation. Gene Ontology annotation, molecular function: acrosin binding. NCBI's taxonomy places the organism in Eukaryota, Metazoa, Chordata, Actinopteri, Cypriniformes, Cobitidae.